Molecule: messenger RNA, 1321 nt
Organism: Hyaena hyaena (striped hyena)
Lineage: Eukaryota; Metazoa; Chordata; Mammalia; Carnivora; Hyaenidae
Gene: SYT8
Product: synaptotagmin 8
Exons: 10
Coding region: 2-1216 (404 amino acids)
Biological process (GO): regulation of dopamine secretion; regulation of calcium ion-dependent exocytosis; synaptic vesicle endocytosis
Cellular component (GO): dense core granule; synaptic vesicle membrane; axon
Molecular function (GO): clathrin binding; phosphatidylserine binding; calcium ion binding
Source: RefSeq, a predicted model, not a curated record
UAUGCAUGGGCCCCGGCGUUUCUGGAAGGGAGGGGAGAUGGGGCGCCCCCCAGACGCCCGCAGCACGCCAGCCCCGGCGGGCACCACAGCUGUACCCGGGCUCAUUCCGGACCUCAUCGCCAGGCUGCCCUGGCCCCGCUGGGUGCUCGUCGCCGUUGCUGUGGCUGUUGGCGUCCUCGCCGUCUCCUGCUUCCUCUGUGUCGUGUGCUGCUGCCUCCGUCGCCGCAGCCGGGGCCGCAAGAAGAAGCCCAGGGACCAGGGGGCUGUGGGCCUGGCCAGCCCUCAGAGCACCACCAGCACCCACCUGGUGCAGCCGGACGUGGGCGACUCGGAGGCUGCCCCCGGGGGCCCCCAGGACUGGGGGCGCCUGCUGCUCUCCCUGGGGUAUGACGUUGGAAGCCAGGAGAUCAGGGUGGGCCUCAAGCAAGCUGCAGACCUGAGGGCUGGGGGCCCGGGCGGCACGGCAGACCCCUACGCCCGCGUCAGCCUCUCCACGCAGGCGGGGCACACGCACGAGACCAAGGUGCACCGCGGCACGCUGCACCCCACGUUCCAGGACACCUGCUGCUUCCACGUGGCGCAGCACGAGCUGGCUGGGGUCGCCCUGCAGGUGCAGCUGCUGAACUUCAGGCGCUUCUCUGCGCACGAGCCGCUGGCUGAGCUCAGCCUGCCGCUGGGCGCCGUCGACCCACAGCACGUCCUAGAGCGGUGGUACCAGCUGGGCCCGCCGGGCACCACGGAGCGCGAGCGCUCAGGUGAGCUGUGCCUCUCGCUCCGGUACGUGCCCAGCUCAGGCCGGCUGACCGUGGUCGUGCUGGAGGCCCGAGGCCUGAGCCUGGGACUGGCAGACUCCUAUGUGAAGGUCCAGCUCAUGCUGAACCAGAGGAAAUGGAAGAAGAGAAAGACAUCGGCUCGGAAGGGCACGGCCACCCCCUACUUCAACGAGGCCUUCACCUUCCUCGUGCCCUUCAGCCAGCUCCAGAGCGUGGAUCUGGUGCUGGCCGUCUGGGCCCGGGGCCCGCAGUUCAGGGCCGAGCCCGCGGGCAAGGUGCUGCUGGGCGCCCGGGCCUCGGGUCAGGCCCUGCAGCACUGGGCGGACAUGCUGGCCCACGCCCGGCGACCUGUGGCCCAGUGGCACCGCCUGCGGCCCGCCAGGGAGGUGGACAGGGCCCUGGCCCAGAAGCCGCGCCUGCACCUGCCCUUGCCUGGCUCCUGAAAGCGUCCCGGGGGCCACGAAUAAAUCCCUCCUCUGGCUGCAGCACUGUGUCUUUCCUGAGCCCUUGGGGACCUGGCUCUAAGCCCAGGACUUCAGGAUGGGGGA